Abrus precatorius (Indian licorice) is the source of this 567-nucleotide messenger RNA. Its product is annotated as SPX domain-containing protein 1-like. Gene Ontology annotation, biological process: cellular response to phosphate starvation. The record is from RefSeq and is a predicted model, not a curated record. Bases 133 to 567 code for a protein of 144 amino acids. NCBI's taxonomy places the organism in Eukaryota, Viridiplantae, Streptophyta, Magnoliopsida, Fabales, Fabaceae. The transcript has 3 exons.
AUCAACAUUAAUAUUCUAAUUCCCCGGAACCCAAACACUAGCAUUUCUCUCCCUUUAUCUAGUUUUAAUCCAAUCCACUCAACUCCACUAACACCCUUGUGCAAAAGUGAGGAAUAGAUCAUUAGAGUUGCCAUGAAGUUUUGGAAGAUCCUGAAGAGCCAGAUUGAGCAGACCCUCCCUGAGUGGCGUGACCAAUUCUUGUCCUACAAAAACUUGAAGAAACAAUUGAAGGUUAUGUGUCCCAAAGAUGCUCUCACUCCACCCCGUUUGGAUGCUGAUGAAAUCAACCACUUCCUUCACCUCUUGGAGCUUGAGAUUGAUAAGUUCAAUGCUUUCUUUGUUGACAAGGAGGAAGAAUAUAUCAUUAAAUGGAAGGAGUUGCAAGACAGAGUUGCCAAAGUCAUGGAUUCAAAUGUGGAGUUGAUGUCACUAGGGAGGGAAAUAGUGGAUUUUCAUGGGGAGAUGGUUUUGUUAGAGAACUAUAGUGCACUCAACUACACAGGUCUAGUGAAGAUAAUAAAGAAAUAUGACAUUUCAUUGACUGUUAAAACAGGAAUGUCGCAAUGA